AUGCAAUUUGUGUCACACAUUUUCGACAAAAAACAAUUGACCAUUCUUCCAAAACUUGUUGAGGAAUUAAGGGUUUUUCCUUGUACAAAUCUUAAAGUUGAAGACUUUACCUCGAACAAAAUAUGGGUUUACUUCAAUUAUUCACUUCAGAUUUUUGAACAACCAAAACACCACAAAAAAAAAUGGCAUUUAAAAAUAUCUUCACAAAGGAAGUAUUGUUUCUCAAUUACCCCUUGUUGUUUGCAACGAAUUAAAUACAUGAGGAUGUUCUUUUUCAUUAUAUUCUUUUGGUCAACAUCUUCUCAAGUGUUGUGUUCUUCUGGAUGUUCAAGUGAAUGUAUUUCCAAUUAUACAUGUAGAGAUCAUUGUUUGGAAGGUUAUGAAAAUGAUGGAUCUUGUUUAUAUUGUGCAACUGUAAUGCAUGGAGAAGGUGUUUCCAACGUAUAUUUACCAAAUGGGGAUAAGUGUAUACUUAAUGAACACUUAAUUGAGAAAGAUACAUGGGUCCCUUCAAUUACACAAAAAGUGCUUGAAAAUGAAACUUUCGAAAUGAAAUUUGGUGAAGAUACAUAUGUGGACUCUCACCCAUGUUAUCACAAACAAAAGUACAGACUUAUGUAUUGGUACAAAUUGGAUUAUUCACAAGUAACGACUAAAUAUAUUUUCAUCACUUUAAAUAGAAAGGGUCAAAGUAAUGACGAAAUAUAUCUGGAUGUUUCACACUCCGACUCAACUUCAUUGGCCCCAACAUGUUAUGCUCAAUCCACAAUGAAACAAGAUGAUGUAGAAAUGACAACUGAAUUGCUUGUAGAUAAAAAUUUGGUGGAUAAAGAGUAUACUUUAUACUAUACGGUUUCAGUUGAUGGUUACAGUGAACUAAAUGUUGACAUCUCUUGGAAAGGAAGUGAUGAAGAAUUGCGAACACCUUAUUAUUACUUCACACAAGAGCAAGCAGACAAUUUGAGAAAGAAUAUAAAAGCUGAUUUAGAUAUCAAAUUCCCUCUGUCGUCACAGGGUUUAUAUCGUCAUCCAUCUUGUGCUUCUAAUAAAAUGAUGAAAGUUUUGUACUUUCAAACUGAAUUUAAAGGUGAUUAUUCAAUACGAAUAGACACUCUCAAAGGUGGCAAAAACAAUUAUCUUCAAGAACUAAGUGUGGAUGAAAAUGGCCAAAGUGUAUGUAAAAAGUUGUGGGAUGGAAAUCGAUUUGGAAUUCUUGCGUUCGAAAAUGAUGAAAAAGAGGGACUCUUUGUAAAAUUAGACGGCACUCGACAAACAGAAACAAAAAGAUUGUUUGCAAUUAUGACAGAAGAACACUCGAAUGAUAUUACUGUCACUUUUCGAGCAAUAUGCCCAAAUGAUUGUAACGCGGGAAACGAGUUUGGAUAUUGUUCAACUAAAGAAGCGAAGUGUAUAUGUAAAGACGGAUAUGGUGGAAGUGAUUGUCACAAGUUGUGUUUUCACAACUUGGAGUGGCAAGUUGAAGAUAACACAAAUUUGUGUUAUUUGGAUUCUUCUCAUUGUGAUGAAUUCUGCCAAUGUGAAAAUGGAUACUCUCUUAAAAAUCAUUUGUGUGUAAGUAGUGCAUGUGCAAGUAAUUCUUCCGCGUUAAAAGAAGAGUGUAGAAGAGGAAGAGAAGGCUGUUUACCAAAUUGUCAAUGCCAAUUUAGUGCAAACUGGUUCCCAACAAAGAGUCAACAAUGCAAACACAAACUUUGUGGAAACGGUGAGAUCGAUGAUCUGUAUGAUGCAUAUGGUUUCGUUAGAAGAGAAGAAUGUGAUGGGGGUGUCAAUUGUGGUGAGACUUGUUUCUGCUUGCCUGGCUUUGUUCCAAAUCCUUCACAACCAAAUUCGUGUAAAACUAAAAGUGUUCAUGGUGGUGCUAUAGCUGGAAUUGUUUGUGGUGGUGUAUUAGGGUUAGUUAUCAUACUUACUUUUAUCAUAUUUAUUGCAUAUCAAGUACUCAAAUACAAAUCAAUUGAUGUGGAUAUAUUUAAACAACAACAACCAGAGUAUUAUAUGUAUAUUCAAGGGUCAACUAAUGCUGCUCCCACAAAGGAAAGUCGCUAUCUGUUAUAUCCCGUUGACUUAGAUUUUGGUCAGAGAAAUGGUGCAACAGCAAUUAAUGACACGAGAUAUGAGAAAAUUGAAAUAAGAAAUUGUAGCAAGAAGAAGCACAUGAUGGUGAUAUUCCAUACCCCAAAUAAUCCAAAGUACGUCUUUCAUUUUGAACCUCAAGUGGUCUAUGUACGCCCAAGAGGAAUGGUGAUAUGUACAUCAUAUAUGACUAUUCAUUGCACAACUCGACUAAGAGAUACAAGAAUACCAUAUACCGUAUGGUUUGCCGAGUCAAAAGGGCACUUGACAAAAAUUGCAGAUUUUUUGAUGAAUAAAAGUUUUGUCGACUGGGAUAUGGUUUGUAAGAAUGAGAUGGACAAAUUGUUGAAAGGAAUAUUAUUUCAUUACCAUCAUCACCUUAUUAUCAAAACAGAUGCUGCAAGUUCGACACAGUUGGAUAUGGAUGAAAUGAAUAUGUCAGAGAAACCAAUUGCAGAAGGUGCUAAUGGCAAAGUCUACAUAGGGAAUUACAGGAGUGUUCCAGUCGCUGUAAAACAAUUUAGAUGGGAAAAUUUAAGUGGAAGUGAAAUGAUCGAGUUGAAGAAAAAUGUUAUUCAAGAAUGUGAGAUCAUGAGUAAACUUCGUAAUCCGUUUAUCGCAAAUUACAUGGGGUCUGUCACGUACACACCACAAGUUUCUAUGGUCAUUCAAUUCUUUGUUUUGGGCUCUUUGGGAGAGUAUUUACGGAAAGACAGAGAUGAGCAUUUGAGUCUUCCUUAUAAAUUGAAAGUGCGAAUGUUAUAUGAUACAGCCCGUGGUAUGCAAUUUCUACAUGAAAAUAGAAUCAUGCACCUUGACUUAAAACCAGACAAUUUAUUAGUGAAUUCAUUAUACACAGACUCGGCUUGUUGCAUCAAAAUUACCGACUUUGGAACAUCAAGAUUUACACAUAAAGCACAGUCCACUGAAAAAGGACUUGGCACUCCAAUCUAUUUGGCUCCUGAAGGUUUCAAAGAUGUGUACACAUAUGCGGGUGAUGUCUAUUCCUUUGGUAUAACUGGAUGGGAAAUAUUUUACCAAGAUGAGCCAUACAAAUCUUUUAAAUCGCUAUUUGAGAUUAAGACUGGAGUGUUAAAUGGAAAACGCCCAGACAUUGACAACUCAAUGCCAUCAAAAUUGAAUGAAUUGAUUGAGGUUUGUUGGAAGGGUACACCAUCAGAGCGCCCACUCUUUGAUGAAAUCGUCAAGAAGCUCAUUAUCAUUGAUGAAGAUGUCAGAAAUCAUAUGGAAUUGGACUUCGAUGUUUUUGGUGACAAAAUAGAAUAUCACAUUAACAAGCGAAUUGAGCGUAUGAAGCGAUUAGUCUCGGAAAUAGCUUGA
Messenger RNA from Entamoeba invadens IP1, 3435 nucleotides. RefSeq names its product serine-threonine protein kinase, putative. The record is from RefSeq and is a predicted model, not a curated record. Gene Ontology annotation, biological process: protein phosphorylation. Bases 1 to 3435 code for a protein of 1144 amino acids. The transcript is spliced from 5 exons. Gene Ontology annotation, molecular function: ATP binding; protein kinase activity. NCBI's taxonomy places the organism in Eukaryota, Evosea, Mastigamoebida, Endamoebidae.